Molecule: messenger RNA, 426 nt
Organism: Lytechinus pictus (painted urchin)
Lineage: Eukaryota; Metazoa; Echinodermata; Echinoidea; Temnopleuroida; Toxopneustidae
Product: ankyrin repeat domain-containing protein 65-like
Exons: 1
Coding region: 1-426 (141 amino acids)
Molecular function (GO): protein binding
Source: RefSeq, a predicted model, not a curated record
AUGUCACAUGUUUUUCAAGUCAUCCGGAGCGGAGCAGACCCGAAUAAAGCAAAUGAAGAUGGACGCAGGGCUCUCCAUGUAGCUGCUGAAGAAGUACAUCUACCUAUCGUAUAUUUCCUCGUGAGGCAGGGAGCAGACGUGGAUGCCCAAUGUGAUGUGGGUCAGACAGCUCUUCAUGCUGCUAUACACAAUAAUCAAUGCCUCUCUUCAUUACUUCUUACUGUGAAAGGAACAGAUGUUUCCAAACGGGAUAUUUAUGGAAGAACACCUUUACACAUGGCAGCCGCAUCUGGAAACAUUCACAUCUUUGACAACCUCGCAGAUGAAACAUGGGACAUACAUGAAGAAGAUGACAUGGGUCUAACAGUUCUCCAUCAUGUAGUGAGACAUGGACAUUCCAAUGUUGUCAAUCAUCUCCUCAAGUAG